AUGCUGGCCACGUCUAACAGGAACUUUGAAGUGAAUGCCAGCGGCGAGGGGCCUUCCGGGGGACUGGCGAUUGUGACCGGGGUGUCCACCGCAAACGUGAUUGCCACUCUCUUGGAGGACGAUCCAGUCGGGGUGUAUGCUCUCGACGCGGUGCUUCUUCCACCCGAGAUCUUCCCACUCCACUCCACGCUGCCCGCCAGCAUUGCACCGUCGCCUACUCCUCCGGCCACCGUUCCACCACCAAAGGCUGUUCAAGCGCCAGCUCCGGCUCCAAAGCCGGCUCCACCACCUUCGCCUUCGUCUUCUCCUUCUCCACCACCACCCGCGGCUUCUCCUUCUCCACCACCCGUGGCUACGUCUCCUCCUCCCGUGCAGAGCUCAUCAAAUUCCUCCUCGUCGAGCUCCUCGAGCUCGUCUCCGGCAGCCGAAAAUGGGACUAGUGCCGAGGCCCCAGUCGCCGCAGAAGGUCCACUGGCGGAAAGGUCCGACACCCGGAAGUUUGCGCAUCGGUCUACAAAUGCAAGAGUGGUGCUCGAUCACUCCAAGACUGUAGAGACAAGUUCAGAGGUGCCAGCUGUCCGCGGCCGAGAAGAGGCGGGAGGUGCGAGAAGCGCGGCAACAGGAGUGAAAGAACGAGGGCAGCUAAAGGUGGCAGGAAGAGGAGAAGACGAAGCAAAUGGAGAUCUGCGCAGAGCUCGUCCGUGGUGGGACGAAGCUUCCGCGGCAAUGCCAUGUUAUGAUUUUAAUCGAGUCUAA
This is a messenger RNA of Selaginella moellendorffii, 756 nucleotides long. Its product is annotated as proline-rich receptor-like protein kinase PERK8. The record is from RefSeq and is a predicted model, not a curated record. The transcript is spliced from 2 exons. Bases 1 to 756 code for a protein of 251 amino acids. Lineage: Eukaryota; Viridiplantae; Streptophyta; Lycopodiopsida; Selaginellales; Selaginellaceae.